Medioppia subpectinata is the source of this 1230-nucleotide messenger RNA. The record is from the annotation of a GenBank genome assembly. NCBI's taxonomy places the organism in Eukaryota, Metazoa, Arthropoda, Arachnida, Sarcoptiformes, Oppiidae.
GAUUACGGAAACGGAGGGACAGUCUGUGUGUGCGAUGAAAGCCAUUGCGACGACUUGGAGGCCAUUCACAGGACUGACAAACAAGUCGUCACUGUUUACGAGUCCUCUAAAAAUGGUCACCGUUUGGAAAAGUCGACACUUAAUUUUGCCCAAAAGUUUAUAACUAAAGCAAACAAAUCGGUGACAAUAAAUGUGGACAAAACUAAACCAUUAUAUCAGGCAAUCAUAGGGUUUGGGGGCGCCUUCACAGACGCCGCCGGUAUUAAUAUUAAAAGUUUGCCACAAAUACUGCAAAAACGGUUAAUUGAAGACUAUUUCGGGGAAACGGGUAUUGAGUAUACAUUGGGUCGGAUACCCAUCGGGGGCUCAGACUUCUCCACACAUGCCUAUAGUUAUGACGACAACUAUAAAAAUGAUUUCCAAUUAAAACACUUUAAUCUAACGCAAGAGGAUUUCAUUGAUAAAAUACCCUUAAUCAAAGCGGCUAAACAAGUGAGCAAGCACGAUUUACGAUUGUUUGCCAGCCCGUGGUCUGCACCGGCCUGGAUGAAAAACAAUUCACAACUCAAUCAUGGUGGUUAUCUAAUAGGAAAACCUGGUGGUGAAUAUUAUAAGACAUACGCUAAUUACAUAGUGAAAUUUCUGGACGCAUACAAAGCACAGGGCAUACCCUUUUGGGGCCUAACCAUUGAGAACGAACCGAUGGCCGCCGUAAUAGUGGGCGAACACCACGGCUUCAAUAGUAUGGCAUUUACUCCCGAACUGUACCGGGAUUUCCUGAAACUAGACUUCGGUCCCAUUAUGUCUGCCGCCGGUUAUGGGCCUAACGUUACCCGAGUUAUGAUUUGCGACGAUAACAGGCCAUACAUUGCCAACUGGGCUGAAGUCGUAUACAAAGACAGUGAAGCGGCCCAAUACGUGUCCGGAACGGCCUAUCACUGGUAUAUGAAUGAUAAAAAUAAUGUGGUCAAUUUAGACACUGUGCACAAUAUAGAUUCAACCAAGUUUCUUUUAAACACCGAAGCCUGUGAGAUAUGGGGUGGCAAAGAACACCAUGUUUAUUUAGGCAGUUGGCAAUUAUUUGAAAAGUACGCCACCGAUAUAAUUACGGAUUUGAAUCACUGGACCGGGGGUUGGGUUGACUGGAACCUGGCUCUGGACACUAGGGGUGGACCCAAUUGGGUGAAUAACUUCGUGGACGCGCCGAUUAUAGUGAACGCUACGGCCCGG